Messenger RNA from Musca domestica (house fly), 7259 nucleotides. RefSeq lists its product as uncharacterized. The record is from RefSeq and is a predicted model, not a curated record. Bases 2567 to 6484 code for a protein of 1305 amino acids. Gene Ontology annotation, biological process: regulation of G protein-coupled receptor signaling pathway; G protein-coupled receptor signaling pathway; intracellular signal transduction. Lineage: Eukaryota; Metazoa; Arthropoda; Insecta; Diptera; Muscidae. The transcript is spliced from 14 exons.
UACAAAGGUAGCUAUGGGAUAUUCGUGGCCAAUAUUUGACUGUCAGACAAGGCUUUGACUUUCGUCCAAACGGCGGACGUCCUUGUCGUGUGCGCGUGUAUUCUCCUUGUCAUUCGAUUUAUUAUUUCCUUUUGUUGUAACACAAGAAUAAAAAAGCAGAAAAAUAAACGCAGUAACGUUAAACAAAAUAAAAGAAAAAUACUAAGCUACUGUCUUUGAAAAAAUAUAAUUAAAAGAAUUAACAACAAAAAUUAUCGGAAACAACCCAAAGUGUUUUAUUGGAAGCAAAUUGUUUAAGCAAAAAUAUUGUUGUUGUUUGUUUGAGUGAAAAAAGCAGUGAUUUUUACUUUAGUAACAUAAAAAAAAAAACAGCAAGAAAACAAAAAUUAUAACAAAAUAAAAGUGCAACAAGAAAUUCUCGUUGUUGAAACACACAAAAAAAUUCAUGAAAUUAUAGAAAGAAAAAAAAAGUAACAAAAAAAGAUAAUAAAAUAUACAAAAAUAUUGCUGACUGACUGACUGAGUGAGUGACGGCCAAGCCUCAGUGCCAGACAACAAAGUUGCCAAAAAACCGAGAAGCGGCAACACACCAUCCUCCCAAAAAAAGUUUGUUUUGUUUUUCUUCAUUUUCUGCAUUUGCUGUUGUUUUGGAAUACGAAAAACCGAAAAAAUAACAAAAACAAGAAAAACACAAAAUUGAAAUAAUCUCAAAAUAGCAGCUGUCAGCCGCCAACAACGGUGUGUGCAACGAAGGUCAGCAGCAGACAUCGGCAGUAACAGCAUCAUAAAACAUAUUGAUUGUCUCGCAUUGUCACAUUUUGUAUCGGGCAUUCUAUUCUAACUAAGAUUUCUCCUGAAAACUGGCCUUGAUUACUUUUCAUUUUCCAAACCAUUGCCGGCGCUGCAGAUUGAUUUAGCUGGGAUAGCUGUUUGGAAAAACAAGCAAAGUAUAACAGCAACAGCAGCAACAACAAACUGUGUGUUUAUUGGCGAAAACUUUUUGUAAUGACGCAUAAUGGCUGGUAGCCUUCAAGGGCCGCCCUUCAAAACUCCUUCACAGUGCAUACGUAAUUCAGCAGCUAGUAGAAAACAAUAUCCGGAAACCAAAGCCCGAGCAGACUUAUUGGCCUUAUUGCAGUGCAGUCGAAAGCCAAACCACCACCACCACCGCCGCCCGCACGUUCAUCAUCUAAACCGCCAGCCAGGUUGUAAAAAUUUCCAACAGCAGGGCAAAGGAACUAAACAACUAAAAAAUUUCCGAACUUUUUCAAAGCUCUUGAAUGGUUGCAUUCAACCACGCCUUGGUGGUUACGGCAACGGCAACUAUGUAAUAGCCUCGGUGACUCCCUACGGAACGGCAGCCGACAAUGUCCUUGAGUCUAUCGUUCAAAUCACCUCCUCUUCUAAGUUCCAAUCAUUGGUGGCAAGUGAUGACACAUUUCUGCCAGUGGUGAAUCACAACGGCCAAUUGUCUUCAACAUUUUGCGUACAAUCUAAAUUGUUUCAAUAAGGCAUUAAAGCUCUCCGACAGCCUACCUACCCCCAACCCACUCCCCCCACUUUUAUCUAUCAACUCCAGCUCCACAGACCUCUCUCUCUUCCUCUGUCUAUAACCAUUAUCUCGAAUCUGCUACAACAUCAAACUAAUGUUCCAAUGCUCCACGAGGAGUUCCACAACGGUACGGGUAACAACAAAAACAAAAACAGCAACAACAACAUCAUAGAUGAAGAAGAAUGCCACGGUAAUGGCCUGCAUCAGCACCAUCACCACCAACAACAACAACAACAUCAUCAUAACUGUAAUGUGAACAAGUACAACGAUCAAAGCUGUUUUACUGCAGAUUUAUUUACAACAACAACAACAAGAACUAUAAAUCGUAUUUAUACAACAACAACAACAAAAAGAGAUUUACUUUACACGUGAAGAUCAUCAACCUCUUAGAAUUAUCGGAUUAUAACCGCAAGAAGGCAGCGAAGAAAAUAGAAAACUGAACGGAUUCGAAAAACGCAACCGACAGAACGGGGGAAAAUGAAACAUUCAAAAAUUUUUAUACACAAAGACAUGAUGGAAUUUGGUUAAUGGAAAUGAAUUGUGUUUGCCUUUCAAAAAUAGGAAAAUAAAGCAGCAAAGCUUGCAGAAAGAAAACUUUGAAGUAGAACAUUUUUAAUAACAAACUCAACUAUUUCUUCAAAAUAAAAGCAAAAAAACAAAAAGAGAAAAACAACAUUACUUUAAUCCCCCCGAAAAGAAACAACACAAACGGAAACAACUAAUCCAACAAAAAGAAGGAAAUCUAAAACAAACUAUUACAAAGCAUUGAUUUGAUACUCCCACCCUCUUCAAAAUCUGAGAGUAACAAAAUAAAUUAACUUAAAUCUCUUAGAGAGAGAGAAAACUACAAACUAUAAUUGACGAACAACAUACUUCGUUUGCCUCGUUUCUCCUACCGAAAGCCCCGCCAAUUGCCUUAGACGAAAGAGAAGAAAAAAUCAACAAAACGAGUGCCACAUUGGGUCACUCAGGGCGGCGAAGGCAACGGCGCUCAUCGAACCACGUGCUGGGGCCAUGGAGCCGCCUGGCGGUGUACCGCCAGAUAGAGAUCGUCAAUUGGUACUAAAACAGAUGGUGACAUUUCAUGAACGUCCCGAUGCCAGUCUGUGCGGCAAAGGUGGUACACCCAUACCCACGACAGCUGUCACCCCCAAUCCGGCCUUCGCAUCGACGGCCACAACCUAUUCGGCCACGACGCAAGCUGCCACUGCGUUCAGUGGUGCAUCCAUUGGUCAUGCCUUGAUAAAACAUCAUGGCGGUCCGGCGCAUCAUGGCUCACAAUCGCUGCAGAGUAAUUCAUCGGGCAGUAGCAGCAGCAGUUCGACCACGCUGCAGUCAAGCACAUCGAGUGGAAGUGGUGCAACGCAACAGCAAACGUUGGAGAAGCUGUCGCGGCCCAUGGCAUUCGAUAAGAUGGAAGCUCUAGUACGUGAAAUGCAAGAUCCCGAUCAUGGAGUUCCCGUUAGGCAGCAGAAGAUGUUUUUAACUUCUAUUCCUUAUGCCUUCAUGGGUUACGAUCUUAUUGAAUGGCUUAUGGAUCGCCUGCAAAUCGAGGAAUCCGAGGCGUUGAACAUUGCCAAUCAGCUCUGCCUGCAUGGCUACUUUUUUCCUGUCAACGAUUCCAAAACCCUGUCCGUCAAAGAUGACUCAUCGUUGUAUCGUUUUCAAACUCCCUACUAUUGGCCAUGGCAACACAAGGCUCCGGACAAUGUCGAAUAUGCCAUAUAUUUGGUAAAACGUUCGCUGCGCAACAAACAACGUCAUGCUCUAGAAGAUUACGAAGUUGAUGCCUUGGCAUCGUUACAUAAAAAUCUCAAAGGAAAAUGGGAAAUUAUUUCAAUGCAAGCCGAGGAACAGGUACGCCUGGCCAAAGAACGAAAGAAGGGAGAAAAAAUUGUUGGUGACUCACAAGAGAGAGCCUAUUGGCGGGUACAUCGUCCACCACCGGGACAAUUUACACCAUUGGAAGCGUGUCCGGUGCCAUCGCGGGAUCGUCAGGGCACGAAACAAAAUAAAAAGAAAACCGUCGAGGAUAUGCAGCGGGAUGUGGACUAUCUGAAGAAAUCGCUCAAUCGAACGCGUAUGAAAAUGUCUCAGGCCUGUGAAUCGUUGGUAGCCUAUUCGGAGACAUUUUCCGAUUAUGAUUUUUUCCUGCAACCUGUGUUGCCCUCGAAUCCUUGGGUUACCGAAGAUGUCACCUUCUGGCAGUUGAACAAUACUUUUGUUGAUAUUCCAACGGAGAAACGGGUAAAACGUUGGGCCAUUUCCAUUGAGGAGUUGGUAUCGGAUCCAACGGGCCUGCAGGAGUUUACGACAUUUUUGGAAAAAGAAUACUCUCAUGAAAAUAUACGCUUCUGGAUAGCGGUGAAUCGUUUGCGCCGAUCUGCCCAUUCUCAGGUGCCACGUAAAGUCCAGGAGAUAUAUGAGGAAUUCCUCAAACCUGGCGCUCCUUGCGAAAUCAACAUCGAUGGCAAGACCAUGGAGAGUGUAUUGAAGGGCCUCAAGAAUCCCUCUCGUUUCACCUUCGAUGCCGCCUCGGAUCACAUCUAUAUGCUGUUGCUGAAGAAGGACUGCUAUCCUCGAUUCAUACGUUCCGAUCACUACAAGCGUCUGGUGGAGACGGGCAUACAGCCCUCGCACAAGAAACGUUUCUUCAACUUUGGCGGUGUCAGUGGUGCCAAAAAGAAAAUGACUGCCGCCUUGUCCAGCCAACCGAAUCUGGGUGGCAACAAUGAGUCCAGUAGCAAGAGUACAAUGGCUGCCAGUGGUAAUUCGUUCAUAAUGUCCACGGCCCCGCCACCGGGAAGUUUGACUAGGCGACGCGGCAGUGAUCGCAGUCUAAGCGGUUCGGCCCAUGAACUGGCGGUAAUGGGUGUGAACAAGGAUAGCAGCUCCAAGGUGCCACACUCACAUUCGCAGAGUAAUCUCAGUGAGAUACCCUUCAGUAGUGACAGUGUUUAUCGCGGUGACAUGCCACCACCGCCGCCCACCUCUCAAGAGACCUUGUAUUGCGAGCAAAAAUUACAACGUCUUGUCCAGGAAUAUGGAAAUCUCGAAACUAGUCUAACAACACACCAUCACCACCAACACCACGAUCAAGACACACCCAAAGGGAAAGCGGGACGCUUGGAGACCACUGUGGAGGUUGGUGGUGGUAGUAGUGCGGUAUGUCCAUGGGAUGAACCGGAUGAACCACCCACAACACAAGCGCCCAAACCAGUGCCAGCUGCUGUACCAGCAGCCUCCACAACUCCAGUUCAAUUGUCCGUAUGUCCAUGGGAGCAGGAGGAAGAGCCGGCCGCAGUCACACCCGCCGCCGCAACGUCAGCAGCAGCACAACUACCAGCCAUAAAAACAAGCGCACAAAGAUUAACAAGCACCUCUUCGGAUAAUACCGAAGUUGCCGAUAGAUUGCAGCGCAAUCUGGGCAUACGUCAUCAAAAUACUGUCGAUAGCGGUGAGACAUCGGGCAUGAAACGUUUACUACCAAAUUUCACCGAACAACGAAGAGCAUCAGUGUCCUUUACACCGAGCCGCAUUUCAGAAUUUCCUACAGGACGACCGUCCACGGGUGCCAAAAUUUCCACAACACCAUCGCCAACGGUGACAUUGCAACAGGGUAAUAUUUCAGCUCUCUUUGCCCCGAUACAGGGUCCGCACUUUGCUGCCACUGCUGUUGUAACCAAAGAUCCACCUUCAUCCUCCGAUGCUGAAGUGGAAGAGGAAUUGAAUAAAUUAACGAUUUCGGAGCGUAACAGUGAGUCAUCGGGUUCUGCUGUACUGCCGACACCAAAUCCAACACCCACACCUCCACCACCACCGGUGACAAAGGUAACACCACCGCCAGAAACAGCCGAAGAACCCACGGCAUUAGUUAGUGCCGAGACCCAAACCCAGGCCGAGGAGAGUCCUCGUGAAAGUUCGCCCAGCGACUCACUACAUGGCAAUGAGCCCGAAGAGCGUUCUGCUGGCAAUGAAGCAGAAUUUGAGGCCGAAGUCGACUCUGAGAUCCAAGAGGUACAAAUCGAGUUAAUUGAAUCGUCAGAGGGUUAUGAGAAACUAUGUGAGAGUCAGGAGUGUUUGGAAAUGUCACCACCCACCAUUCAGGUUGAUGACGAUGAUGAAGACAGAGCUGGGCAUAAAGAGGGAAAUAAAUCUCCCCAAGAGGCAACUAACGAAUUUCCAGCUGGAGAUACGGAAAUGGCCGAAGAAAUGUCGAGUGAUCAAGUUAAAGAAAAGAGUCCUGCUGCUUCGGCCAAACAUAGUCCAGAAAAAGAAAUUGCUCCAGAGACUCAGGAAGCUGGCAAUGAAACCAGUUCACCCAUGCAACAAGAACAGCCGGAACAACCGCAACCCCAACCACCAACACAAGAAGAGCUUCCACCAACAUCACCAACCGAAGAACUUUCCCCUACCACCGAUGAAUAUCAAGAAGGUCUCGAAUUCGGUGAUGAUGGUAAAAAUGAUUUUGAUAUUGCCGAUACCGAGUCGACAGUGGGUUAUAUACCACCGGCACCCACCCCAGCUCCUUCAAUGGCACCGCUGGCCGAAAUGGACACCGAUACGGUUGAUGAGGAGUUUAGUGAAGAAUUGAAACCCAAAGAGACCGCCACAACCACCACCACCACCACUCCGGUCGCUGAAAAAACAUCCAAACUUCCACAUAGCAAUGUUGUGAAAACCACAGCCGAAGAGGCCCGUAAGAAGCGCAAGAAACGUCAUCUCGAUGCCAAGAAAUCCAUUUCGGGAGAGGAAAAGGAAAAAGAGAAGGCGACCACCUCAUCGGCCGUUGCCACCGCCACAGUGGUCAAAGAAACAAGUAGUGCCAAACCGGAAGCGGAUCUAACCACAGUAUGCCCCUGGGAAGAUGAGAAUGUGACGACCAGUGAUGGUACCUUUACCAAGACCUAUGCUACACUCGGGUACUUAUGAAUAAAACCGAAUCUAUUUCGUAAAGUGGUCAAUAAAUUUCUUAAAAAGAAAAACUACAAAAAAUGACACAAACUGCAGCAGUGGCCGCAGCAGAAACAGAAUCAGCAGCAACAACAACAGCAGCAGCAGAAAAAUUAUGAAAUUCUUUAUAAAAACCAAAAAACAAAAACUGCAUAAAUCCAUAGGCUUAAAUACAGAUGUAGCAAAUUACCAAAACAAAACAAAAAACCAAAACAAAUUAAUGGAAGAAAACUAGAAGCGCAAAAAGAAACAAACUAAACAAAAACCAAAAAACGUAAGUAAGGAAAUUGUUAAAAAAGCCAAUAUAAAAUUUAAGUUUAAAAUUAAAUGAAAAAAACCAAAAAAAAAAAAAUGCUGAAUAUCAGUUCAGAAAUUAACUUGUUAAACUUAAAUGUGAUGAAAUGAGAGAUGAAAACGAGGUAUAACUGCAAAAAAAAUCCUCCGGAUAAAGAAAGAAAUAUUUUUUGAGCAUGCAAAUUAUUGUGGAUGGAAUGUUAAAGAAAGAGUAUUGAAAACGGCGAAAGCAUAUUGAGAUAAAAAAAGAAAAUACUAUUAGUAUUUUAAGGUAUUAUUUUUUGAGCAUAGUAUUAAUGUUUUUUUUUAGUUUAGUUGACAACAAACAAAUAAUAAUGACUAUAUUUAAUAAGAGAACGAAACUAUUCGAAAAUGUUAAGGAAGUUGAUAUACUGAGUGAGCGGCUACAGAAAAAUUCCUUCAAAAAAGAAAAGCUAUCCAUAUAUUUUAUGGCUGAGUU